This is a messenger RNA of Trichoplax adhaerens, 903 nucleotides long. RefSeq lists its product as uncharacterized. Gene Ontology annotation, biological process: G protein-coupled receptor signaling pathway. The record is from RefSeq and is a predicted model, not a curated record. Gene Ontology annotation, molecular function: G protein-coupled receptor activity; peptide binding. The transcript has a single exon. The coding region runs from base 1 to 903 and encodes 300 amino acids. Gene Ontology annotation, cellular component: membrane. Lineage: Eukaryota; Metazoa; Placozoa; Uniplacotomia; Trichoplacea; Trichoplacidae.
AUGGCAGUAUCAGAUUUGUUAUGCGGUAUAUGCCAAAUUCUGUUCACAAUUGCUCAAGCGUUAUGUUUGUCUCAAGCUGCUUCCAUCAGUACCUUAGCCACAGUAUGUAAAUUAGUUAUCUUUCCAUUAAUGUUAUCCUUAGUGACAACAACGCAAUCCCUCUCAGUUAUUUGUAUUGAUCGUUAUUAUGUAAUAAUAUCUAAUCGUGUUUCUACCUUAAUUAAUGAAAGGUGGAAAUUAAUGUCAGUGAUUGUUUUUACUUGGCUAUCAGGCCUUAUGUGCUCGGCGCCUUUUAUCCUUUUUGCCGAUGUUUCGGCUAAUUUUUCAUACAUUUGUGAUUUAGAUCUUAAAUAUUAUCGUAGUUUUACAGUAACGAUUGUUAUCGUAACGUUAAUCUCUUACGUUAUUCCAUUAUUUUUAAUGGUCUCUUUAUAUGGUAGAAUCAUAUUCAAAAUAAGAGCAACAUAUAAUCGUCAAGCUCGUCUUGAUCAAGAAUAUCAUAGUACGGUUUUAUUUGAUGAUCGACGUUAUGCUGCAGUGCGUGUCUUAAUUAUAGCAACAGCUGUAUUUAUGCUAGCUUCUUGGCCUUACUUUGUUGUCUUGCUUAGCAUGGGAAUAACCGGUAAAAAUUUUACCGCCCUCUACCUAGAAACUAACUUUCCUACUUUUACUGUUAUUCUAAUGACCAUUUUAGUAACUUGUUUAACAUCAUUAUAUAAUCCAAUGUUAUAUGGUAUUCAAAAUCCUCGAUUUCGACAAGCUAUGUGGGCUAACUUACGAAUAGCAUUUUACUGUAGGCGAAAUCGGAAUAUCAACAGGCCAGGUAGAGCCGUAUCUGCUCCCGUCAAUAAUCCAUCUCGUCCUCGGCGACAUGUCGAAGCAUGGGUAGAACCUCGAAGAUAG